UUAUUUCUUGAUGAGGUCGAGGAAGGGGUGGUCGUGCGAGGUGAUGAGGGCCCCCUUGCGACCCCCGCCUGGUGUACCUGCUGGUGUGUGUGGUCCGAAGGUCAUGGGCGGCGCCACGGACGACGCUGGCGCCUGCAGAGACGGGCUCGUGAGUAGUGAUGACGUCCGCGGCCCCACUGCACCGGUCGAUGCCCACGCACCGCCGCGGCUGGACGGGUACACAACGAGCGACUGGUCGGGCCGCCACGCCUCCACCAUCGGCCGAAACACAACACUGACAGUACACACAGCAGAGGCACAACCAUGGGAUGGGUGUUGCAAAUCGCAUUAUCCAUCGAUCCAGCUGGCUGUCUGUCUCUUGACGUACUUGAAUCCAUCUGCGGCUUUCCAUCGUCUAUGGCAUCAGCUCACCUUUUCAU
Messenger RNA from Vitrella brassicaformis, 419 nucleotides. NCBI's taxonomy places the organism in Eukaryota, Vitrellaceae. The record is from the annotation of a GenBank genome assembly.